AUCCACGGUUCAUCGUAUUUAUUGAAUUGAUCUCAGUACAAGAUACCGCAUUAUGACGAAGACAGUGCGAACGUUGCUCUUCAUCCUCUUCUUUCAAGUAAAUGUAAUAGCAGCCGCCGGCGAAACGGGAAGCGACCGCAUUGGAACCGGCCAAUGUCCCGACAAUGUUGAAUCUAUCAUGGCCUAUUCACCAUUCAAACCAUAUUGGAAGUUUGAUAAGUUCAAGCAUGACGUACAAAGUUGCUGGACCGCUGCAGAUUGUCUCUUCGAGUCCUGUGGUGAAAGCCGGAAGCAACAGUUUGCAGCCACAGCAUUGGUCAUGGGUCUCAUACCAUUGACUUUGAAGGACGUCGCAUGGCCAGAGCGCCGUAUUGUACACAUUACCAAGCCCCUGCCAUGGCUGUGCGAUAUCUUAGUCCUGGCUUUGGGUCUUGUACCGCUACCGGCCGAAAAAGGAGCCCUUCUAUCGACUCAUCAGAGAAACGAAGAAAGUAACGGCUUGGCAGGAUACGCGUGGAACAUGAGAAGGUCAGCCAUACGCUUUAUGGUAGUCAUACUUGCUGUGUGCCUCUUGGCCUGCUACGCGGCAUUGGUGUUCAACGAAAUAUACAGUAAAAGAUCUGCGCUCGGUUGCGUUGUUCCUUUUUUCAUCACCGCCUGGUAUGUCGUCGCUCUACUUCCAGCAUCAAUCCACAGAACCUUUGCGGGACGGAGACAAGCACGGAUCAAGAGACUGGAUCAAGAAAGAGAAGCUCGGAUUGGUGUUCGGCCUGACGAUAUUCAUUUGAUUCCACUCCCAGUACACGAAAGUCGACCAGCAGUAGCAAAAAAUACAAUGAUUACCGUAGAAUGUGACAAAGGCAAGGUGGUUUCAGCUAUUCAGGGAGCCGAUGAGGACUGGCCAGUUCAAAUGGCCUGGGGUAUAUAUUAUAUCGCGGGCACACUGAUAUUCACGAGUAUUAUGGCGGUGACUAUCAUAGAGUUGGUGGUUUGGGUCUUCUUGUGUCUCGCAGUCACUGGCACUAGCAAGGUUCUUGCGUUCUUUAUCUGCCUCCUUUUCGAGGAAACCGGUCAAAGAAAGUGAGAGUUGGCUGUGCAUUACAAAAUUUGUUUUAUGAGAAUCCCUUAAUAGCUUAAUUGUUGAUUAGAAUGAGAAAAAUCAACUGAUGUUCAACGCGAAAGUUAUAAUCCGAAAGGGGAGAAAGACUGGGGAGCGGGCGGGAAGAAAGCCAGCUAUAAGCCGGAUUGCGGUGGCGGCUUCACCCGCCGUGACCAAGAGCGGCGAUUAUACUGCGAUCUCUUUUCACUUUUCGGUGGCAGCAGUCAUAUAGC
Messenger RNA from Bipolaris sorokiniana ND90Pr, 1332 nucleotides. RefSeq lists its product as uncharacterized. The record is from RefSeq and is a predicted model, not a curated record. The transcript has a single exon. NCBI's taxonomy places the organism in Eukaryota, Fungi, Ascomycota, Dothideomycetes, Pleosporales, Pleosporaceae. Bases 53 to 1084 code for a protein of 343 amino acids.